Molecule: messenger RNA, 477 nt
Organism: Paraglomus brasilianum
Lineage: Eukaryota; Fungi; Glomeromycota; Glomeromycetes; Paraglomerales; Paraglomeraceae
Source: the annotation of a GenBank genome assembly
AUGGCAACUGAUGAUUCGGUCGAUGACAAUAAUCAAAUGCUUCUUACUCCGACUUCAUUUAUUCAUGAUGAUUCGGAAUGUUCCACUGAUUCUCGAAUUAAUGAUCCCGAUCAUAUGUCCGAUAUACCUGAUAUCUUGACUCCAACAACACCAACACAUUCACAAUUUCACAUCCCUCGUCCUUAUUCGUCUCCACUCAUCUCCAAUGGGUCUCCUCGUACACCUCUCACCCCUCUCACCCCUCGCACCCCUCACACCCCUCUCACCCCUCGCACCCCUCACACCCCUCUCACACCCGUACCUUCUCAUAUAUCCUAUAUACCUCACAAUGUAUCAUCGUCAUCCUAUGCACCUUGCCUUACCAACGUUUUGAUAGUACCACCGCACCAAACACAAGCAACUGCACAACUGUUCAUACGUGAUGGCUUUCAGCAGCAUACUCGUGAGUAUCGUGUUCUGUCAUGGUUGAAAACAUAG